Messenger RNA from Daldinia childiae, 777 nucleotides. RefSeq names its product t-SNARE affecting a late Golgi compartment protein 1. Gene Ontology annotation, molecular function: SNAP receptor activity; SNARE binding. Gene Ontology annotation, cellular component: membrane; endomembrane system; SNARE complex. The coding region runs from base 1 to 777 and encodes 258 amino acids. Gene Ontology annotation, biological process: Golgi to vacuole transport; intracellular protein transport; vesicle fusion. The record is from RefSeq and is a predicted model, not a curated record. The transcript has 2 exons. NCBI's taxonomy places the organism in Eukaryota, Fungi, Ascomycota, Sordariomycetes, Xylariales, Hypoxylaceae.
AUGAUGUCCUCAACAAAUGAGGAGGACCCGUUCCUCCAAGUCCAACAGGAUGUCCUUUCACAAAUGCAGACGGUUCGCCCGCUCUUCGCCUCAUACCUGCGCAUACGCAGCCUAACGAGCAGUUCGACUUCGCCCGAGCUCGCAUCCGCGCGAUCAGACCUCGAACAGGCUCUUGCGACAUUAGCCGAGGAUCUCGCCGACCUGGUAGAAUCCGUGCAAGCGGCCGAGUCGGAUCCAGAGCGAUAUGGGCUGUCUGCCCACGAGGUGACGAGGCGCAAGCGGCUCGUACAGGAAGUUGGGGGCGAGGUAGAGGAUAUGCGCGAGGAGCUAAGCAAAACCGCAACAACAGCGUCGGGCCCCAAGACACCAUCUGCCGCAGGGCGCGCAGCUAGGGCAGCGGCCAAUGGGGACCUACCACCGCCGAGCGCGUUUGCUAUCGAUGAGGGGGGAGAGGGGGCCGAGGAUAACUAUGCCGAGUUCGAGCACCGUCAACAGUUACAGAUGAUGCGCGAUCAGGACGAGCAGCUAGACGGUGUUUUUGUUACAGUAGGGAAUCUAAGGAGACAGGCUGAUGACAUGGGCCGGGAGCUUGAGGAGCAGGUUGAGAUGCUCGAGACGGUGGAUACCUUGGCGGACCGCGUCGGCAGCCGUCUGCAGACGGGCAUGCAGAAGCUAGGGUACGUCAUGAGGAAAAACGAGGAUCGGUAUAGUAGCUGUUGUAUCGCGGUCCUCAUUAUGGUUUUGAUUAUACUGCUGGUACUACUAUUAGUGUUAUAG